AUGUGUACACAUGAUGAAGAAAAUUAUAAAAUUGUCCGUUAUGAAGGUCAAACAAUAAAGCAGGAGAUAGAGAAGGACGACCAAGGUAAUCCACUAUAUGAAGCAGGGGAAAAGAUGCUCUUUGUGACAGAAAACAACAACGGGGAUAUCUGUGCCUCUGACGUCAAUGGUAAGAUAGUCGUUGUGGUGAAUAAGGCAGGAAAACUCAGAUACCGAUAUAAAGGACAGCAGACGAUGAGGGUGCAGUUUGAACCUUCGACUAUCGUCACAGACUCCGCGGGCUGUAUAAUAAUUGAGGAUGUUGGUAAUUUCUGUACUCACAUCAUUGAUCAGGAUGGUCAGUUUCUCCGUAGUCUGGAUUUCUGUGGACUAAUGAGUGUGGACACGCUGGGACGACUGUGGAUGGGGGAGUAUGAGAAUGGUAUUGUGAAGAUCAUCAAAUAUUCAAAAUAA
Saccostrea cuccullata (small rock oyster) is the source of this 453-nucleotide messenger RNA. RefSeq lists its product as uncharacterized. NCBI's taxonomy places the organism in Eukaryota, Metazoa, Mollusca, Bivalvia, Ostreida, Ostreidae. Bases 1 to 453 code for a protein of 150 amino acids. The record is from RefSeq and is a predicted model, not a curated record. The transcript has a single exon.